Saxophila tyrrhenica is the source of this 1674-nucleotide messenger RNA. RefSeq lists its product as uncharacterized. The transcript is spliced from 5 exons. The record is from RefSeq and is a predicted model, not a curated record. The coding region runs from base 1 to 1674 and encodes 557 amino acids. Lineage: Eukaryota; Fungi; Ascomycota; Dothideomycetes; Mycosphaerellales; Extremaceae.
AUGGUCCAAUUCCUACUGUUGUUGUUGCUUGCUGCAACCGUGCACAGCAUCUGCGUGCCAUCGCACGAUAACCACGUCGUUCAACUUCCCACAGGAAGAUACCAUGGAAGGCAUGACCCUAGUUCAUCGACAACGACCUACUUCUCCAUCCCAUAUGCAUUCGCAACUCGCUUCGAGAAAUCCAAGCCGAUCGAAGAGAAGCCAGACGUUUCUAGAAGCGCAGUCGUAGAUGCCAGUAAACAUGGCCCGGCUUGUCCAAUCUUCAACCUGCCUCCUCCAUACGACAAAGGGUUCGGAGCGCUGCUCGGCGACCAGCCUAUCAAGCCGCAAUCCGAGGAAUGCCUGACGAUGGACAUAUACGUUCCCGAUGGCGACCACAAGGACCUGCCGGUGUCCCUCUUCACUCACGGAGGAGCUUUCCUGGUCGGGUCCUCCUUCACAUACGACAUGAGUCCGCUCGUCGCAAAAUCUAUGGAGCUUGGGUUGCCGAUGAUUGCGAUAUCGAUCCAGUAUCGGCUGGGACCGCUCGGCUUUCUGAAUCCAAGCAGCUUGGGGUCGCAGAGCAUGGACCUGGGUAUUCUUGACCAGGUCGAAGCGCUCAGAUGGGUCAGGAGAAACAUCCAAGCGUUCGGAGGAAGUCACAAAAGAGUUACCAUCAGUGGCGAGAGCGCUGGUGGUGAAUCGACGCUCUAUCAGCUCCUGUGGACAGACGAAAACUUAUUCCGCUCGGCCUGGUUGAUGAGCGUGCCGUCAUCCGGCCAGCCAUUCCUGGCGCCUCAGCCCAGCUUCAAAGACGACUUGGUCAAGUCGUACGCCAAGGCUUGUGGUUGCUCUGGGACCAAGUCGAUCCAUGCGGCAGUUGCAUGUCUUAAGUCCACGGGGCCGAAAGUCAUGGUGAACCGGUCAGCGGCAUGGGAAGGCAGUCAAACUAGUCUCGGAGGGUUGAUCCGCCACAACAUGUUCGACACCAUUCGAAAGCAUAAGUUCCCGAAGAUACCUGUCGUCUUCUCAGUCACCCGGGACGAGGGCACGGUUCUAGCUCUGGGCUUCGAACCAGAUAGUACCGAAGCCACGAAGAGAAGUCUUGCCGGUUACAUCGCCGGAGCCGGAUUAUCAGGACGCAAAGCCGCAAACUUCGUCCAGCAGCUGUUGAAAGCAUACCCAAACGAUCCGGUUUUGGGCAGUCCGUUCGACGCAGCAGACACCGACUAUGGCUUCGGCUCUCAUUACAAGCGGGCUGCCGCUAUGGCGACUGACGGAACAUUCGUGGAGCCUUGGUACGAAUAUCUCCAGACCUUCUCGGAGCGCACCAAGACCUUUGGACUGCUUUGGAACCAGCCUGCGCCAAAGACGCCUCGAUCGUUAGGAGUCAAUCACGGGGCAGACCUCAGCUUCUAUUUCCCUUUACUCGCCGGCGAAGAUAGAGAUCCACGCAAGACAACUGAAGGGCGACGUUUCGUGAACGCUCUCCAAUCCGCGCUGGUCAACUUCGUGCAUUAUGGCGAUCCCAAUGGCUGCGUGGCAACUGGCCAGGGAGAGAAGUACACCUGGCCUGAGUACUCGAAGAAUGGUCAGGUCACAGUAAUGUCAGCUUCGAACAUUACUUCUGAGCCACAACCACGUCGGCCUGGGUUCGACGUCUUUCGUCGCUUCUUGAGGCCAGGAUCCCUGUGA